Prunus armeniaca (apricot) is the source of this 3534-nucleotide messenger RNA. The record is from the annotation of a GenBank genome assembly. Lineage: Eukaryota; Viridiplantae; Streptophyta; Magnoliopsida; Rosales; Rosaceae.
AUGGCACUUCUUAGAGCUCAAGAAGACUCCUCUGCAGAUACUUUUGGUUGCCGUUAUCAUGUGUUCUUGAGUUUCAGAGGUGAAGACACUCGCAAAACUUUUACUGACCACAUCUAUACAGCCUUUGUCGACGCAGGGCUUCAAACUUUCCGAGACGACGAUGAACUUGAGAGAGGGGAAGAUAUCAAGCCAGAGCUGGAGAAAGCAAUCCAACACUCACGAAGUUCUGUCAUUGUGUUUUCGAAAGACUACGCGUCUUCCAAAUGGUGCCUUGACGAGCUUGUGAUGAUCCUGCAACGCAAGAGGACCUCUGAUCAUGUAGUUUUACCAGUCUUCUACGACAUCGAUCCAUCUGAGGUGAGGAAGCAGACUGGAAGCUUUGCAAAAGCAUUUGCUGGACACCAAAAAAAUGGAUCUUUGAACAAGGACAAGGUGAAGGGAUGGAGGGCAGCACUUGCAGAAGUUGCAGAUCUUGCUGGCAUGGUCUUACAAAAUGAAUGUGAUGGGCAUGAGGCAAAGUUUAUCAAGAAAAUUGUAAAAGUGAUUGAAGGCAAGCUAAGCCGCACACCAUUGAGUGUUGCCCCUUACCUAAUUGGGAUCGAUUCUCGAGUCAAAGAGAUUAAUUUAUGGUUACAAGAUGGAUCAUCUGAUGUUGGGAUAUUUGUGAUUUAUGGGAUUGGUGGAAUAGGGAAGACAACCAUUGCACAAGUUGUUUAUAAUUCAAAUUUUUCAAGAUUUGAAGGAAGAAGUUUCCUUGAAAAUAUCAGGGAGAUUUCAGAAGGUCCCAAUGGUCUGGUUCAAAUGCAAGUACAACUUCUCUCUGAUAUUUUGGGUGGAAGAACAGUGAAGAUACGUAGUGUUAGUGAGGGAAUAAUUAAGAUUAAGGAUGUUAUAAGCUGUAAAAAAGUUCUUCUUGUUCUUGAUGAUGUGGAUCAUACGAACCAAUUAGAUGCAGUACUUCGAAUGCGAAAAUGGUUUUAUCCAGGAAGUAAAAUUAUUAUAACAACUAGGUGUGUGGCGUUGUUGAAGGCUCAUCAAGAUGUUAAGGUGCAUAAUGUUGAAACCUUAAAUCAUGUUGAAUCAUUGGAGCUCUUUAGUUGCCACGCUUUCGGACAGAACUAUCCAGUUGAAGGUUAUGUGAAACUUUCGGAAAAGGUAGUAAACCACAGCGGAGGACUUCCAUUAGCUCUUAAAAUUUUGGGUUCUUCACUAUCAGGCCAGAGUAUAGAUGUAUGGGAAAGUGCAUUAAAGAAAUUGGAAGUUAUUCCAAACGGUGACAUUGUGAAUAAGCUCAGAAUAAGCUAUGACUCUUUACAAGACGACCAUGACCAACAAUUAUUCCUCCAUAUUGCAUGUUUCUUCAUUGGAAAUGAGAAAGAUGUCACAGUGAAAAUACUAGAUGGAUGUGAUUUCUUUACAAUUGUUGGCAUUCAAAAUCUCAUCGAUCGGUGUUUGUUAACAAUUGAUGAGCAUAAUAAGGUGAAGAUGCAUCAAAUGAUUCGUGACAUGGGAAGAGAAAUUGUUCGCCUAGAAUCAAAAGAGCUGGAGAAACGAAGUAGAUUAUGGCAUCAUAAGGAUUCUCUCAGUGUAUUGAGAGAAAAGAAUGGUUCAAAGAAAGUUGAAGGUCUUGCCCUUAAUCUGCACCCUGUAGACACUCCUUUGAGAAAAUCAAAUAUGGUAGGCUUCGAAACUAAUGCAUUUAGAAGGAUGGUUAAACUAAAACUACUCCUGUUUAGUUUUGUACAGCUCAAUGGAUGUUAUGAAGAAUUUCCUAAAGGACUGAGAUGGUUGUAUUGGCUUAAAUUCCCUUUAGACUCUAUACCCAGUGACUUUCUUUUGGAGAGCUUGGUUGUUCUUGAAAUGCCCUAUAGUAGCUUAAGACAAAUCUGGAAGGGAACAAAGCAUCUUCCAUCGUUAAAGAUCCUUGAUCUCAGCAAUUCCCAUGAGCUCACUGAAACCGGAGACUUCUCAUUGGUCCCCAAUCUAGAGAGAUUGAUUCUUGAAGAUUGUGCAAGCUUGGUUGACGUCCAUGAAUCCAUUGGAAACCUAGAGAAACUUGUUUACUUGAAUAUGAAAAAUUGCAAAAAUAUUAGUAAGCUUCCAAAUAGCAGUUCAAUGCUAAAAUCACUUGAAACACUUAUUAUAUCUGGUUGCUCAAGCCUUAAUGAGUUUCCUGUGGAUAUGGGGAAGAUGGAAUCUCUUAAAGUGUUUCUAGCCGAUGAAGUUCCAAUAAGUCGAUUACACACUACCACUUUACCCUGCACUUUAGUUGUUCUAAGUCUUACAUACUGCAAUCUUUCUGAUGAUUCUUUUCCAAGAGAUUUUGGUAGCUUACCCUCAUUGCAGAGAUUGGAUCUAAGCAGCAAUCCACUUUGUAGGCUACCAGAUUGCGUCAGAGGCCUUACAGGGCUCGAUCACCUUGCAUUUUCCCAAUGUACAAAGCUCAAAUCGCUUGAGGGGCUACCAAGAGUAAAAGAAUUGGUUACACUCUAUUCUGAGUCAUUGGAGAAAAUAACAUUUCAAUCAAUUUCAUGCCUACCAAAGAGUAUCUUGUAUGGGUACAACUCCAAACUUGCUGAGAUUGAGUACUGGUACAAGUUAGAGCCAAUAGAAACAGUGGAUGCAGAAAUGAUAAAACUUUUGGGCUUGUGUGACUUGGAAUCAAUGAAAGCCAUUAGGAUGUGCACCCCAGAUAUGCUUAAUUCGGAUGGCACGAUGCAUCCCAUCGAGGGACUGUAUGAACUUGGUAAAUUCAGCACAUUUCUUCCUGGAAACGAGGUUCCAGGCCAGUUCAGCCAUAGAAGUAAAGGGUCCACAGUAUCUUUUACUGUGCCUUCACUUCCAAAUCUCAAGAUCCGAGGCUUGAACAUCUUCUCUAUUUAUGCAAAUUCCAACACUUAUUAUUUUUCUACUAUACCUCAUCCAGUAAUUACCAAAGUCAGUAACAAGAGCAAGGGUCUGAAAUGGAUCUAUGCCCCAGCAUGCUAUGGCAUUCCAGAUAACGAAAACGACGUGAUAUGGUUAAGUCACUGGAAGUUAGGGAACCGACUGGAAAGCGGGGAUGAAGUGACAGUUUCAGUAUUUAUGCAACCUGGGCUCCAAGUGAAAGAGUGCGGCAUCCAACUUGUGCAUGAGCAAGACUGCGAGAUAAGUAGUGCCCAAAACGACCACGAAGAGCCUUGUUAUCCAUCUGACAUUGGUGGGAAUUUGCCAGAGUUUAUUCCAGGAACAUACUUCAUGUGGGGUGGACCCCUAAAUAGAGAUGAUGGCAGAGCUUAUGUUUUUGGCCAUAAAAGGGAAGAUUGGUUCGAAGAAAUCUUUGGAGACUCUAAUGAAGAAACAGACAAAGAAGAAAGGCAGCCACAGGGUGACGAUGAGCCGCUUGCACUUUCAGCAUCAGCAGAAACAUUAAUAGAAACAGAAAGGGCAAACAACGACUGUGGUAGCAGAGGCUGCAAGAUUAUUGUUAUUAUUGGUGCUUUCUUCUUUCUCUUCCUUUCUCUUGUACUCUCUCGCUCUUUUCUCUCUCACUAA